CUAAUGGAGAAUAUUUCAGAGGUGACUGAAUUCAUUCUGGUGGGGUUAACAGAUACAGUUAAGUUACAACUCCCUUUAUUUAUAAUUUUCACUCUCAUUUACUUCACUACUCUGAUUGGAAAUCUUGGGAUGAUAGUGUUGAUUCUGCUGGACUCCCGGCUCCACACUCCCAUGUACUUUUUUCUCAGUAACCUCUCCGUAGUGGACUGCGUUUAUACCUCGGCUGUCACUCCCAAGGUGAUGCUGGGAUUCCUUGCAGGAGAUAAAAUCAUGUCGUAUAAUGCAUGUGCUACCCAGAUGUUCUUCUUUGCAGCCUUUGCCACUACUGAAAGUUUUCUCCUGGCCUCGAUGGCCUUUGACCGUCAUACAGCAGUGUGUAAGCCGCUGCAUUAUACCACCACCAUGACAAGUACUAUGUGUAUCCUGCUGGUCACUGGUUCUUACAUCUCAGGGCUCUUACAAUCUUCCAUCCAUGUCAGUUUGACAUUUCGUCUCUCCUUCUGUCAUUCCAAUGUGAUUAAUCACUUUUUCUGUGACAUUCCCCCACUGCUGGCAAUUUCUUGUUCUGAUAUUCACACAAAUGAAAUUGUGCUCUUCACACUGGCAUCCUUCAACGUCUUUUUCACUCUCUUGAUAAUAUUGAACUCUUACCUGUUCAUUUCUGUGGCCAUCCUGAGGAUGAAUUCAGCAGAGGGACAGAGAAAGGCCUUCUCCACCUGUACCUCCCACCUCACUGCCGUUUCUAUUUUCUAUGGCACAAUCAUCUUCAUGUACCUGCAGCCAAGUUCUGGUCAUUCCAUGGACACAGAUAAAAUGGCGUCUGUCUUCUACACCAUGGUCAUCCCCAUGCUGAACCCACUGGUCUAUAGUCUGAGGAACAAGGAGGUGAAGAGUGCUUUCACAAAGAUUAUGGGAAAAGAAAAAUCUCCAUUCAGCUCAACCUACUAA
Molecule: messenger RNA, 948 nt
Organism: Ochotona princeps (American pika)
Lineage: Eukaryota; Metazoa; Chordata; Mammalia; Lagomorpha; Ochotonidae
Product: olfactory receptor 5B12-like
Exons: 1
Coding region: 4-948 (314 amino acids)
Biological process (GO): sensory perception of smell; G protein-coupled receptor signaling pathway
Cellular component (GO): membrane
Molecular function (GO): olfactory receptor activity; odorant binding; G protein-coupled receptor activity
Source: RefSeq, a predicted model, not a curated record